Molecule: messenger RNA, 4612 nt
Organism: Pseudophryne corroboree (corroboree frog)
Lineage: Eukaryota; Metazoa; Chordata; Amphibia; Anura; Myobatrachidae
Gene: MEGF11
Product: multiple EGF like domains 11
Exons: 24
Coding region: 576-3797 (1073 amino acids)
Biological process (GO): heterophilic cell-cell adhesion
Molecular function (GO): protein binding; scavenger receptor activity
Source: RefSeq, a predicted model, not a curated record
UGGUGCUGCUCAUCUUCCGCACAAUGACUGACAGGGGAGCAGGAGACGGGAGACCACUCUGAUCAACACCCUAUUGGUGGGAGAUCCUGUGUCAGGAGGUAAGAGUUAGGCAUGGGGGGUGCAAACAGCAGCGAUGGUCCCACCUUUGCCUGUAUGUGUGUGCCAGGGAACAUGUAAGGUGACUUUAUCUCCAUAUGGGGCACACAUAGGACUUCUUUACAUAGGGCACACAUAGGGAUUACCACAUAUACCACAUAUAUAGGGUGCACACCUAGGGACUCCCCUACGGAGGGUGCAUACAUAGGGACUGCCCUACAGAGGGUGCACACAUAGGGACUAGAGGGUGCACACAUAGGGACUGCCCUACAGAGGGUGCACACAUAGGGACUCCUCUGGAUGCAUAGCACUUUCCCAGGGAAGCAUUUGAAGCAUCACUCCUUUGGCAGCCAAUAGGUUAAACCUGCGAGCGCCCCCCAUGCAGAGAGACCAUCUCCGUCUGUCAGACCUCAGUGGGUCCAGUACUUGUCCGGGACUCUACAUCUGAGACACAAGAGCUGGAUACCAGUGGUGUCAGGAUGAAGCUCUGUGCUGCUUUGCGAUGGACUGUCAAGGUGUUCGUAUUGUGUCUGGUGCUAGGAACUGCCGUCUUGUUAAAUCCAGAAGAUCCGAAUGUUUGCAGCCACUGGGAAAGCUAUGCUGUGACGGUGCAGGAAUCCUACGCUCACCCAUUUGAUCAGAUAUAUUACACGCGCUGCACGGACAUCCUCAACUGGUUCAAAUGCACAAGACACAGGAUAAGCUACAAGACAGCAUACAGACGAGGUCUGAGAACCAUGUACCGACGAAGGUCACAGUGCUGUCCAGGAUAUUAUGAAAGUGGAGAUUUCUGUGUCCCGCUCUGCACAGAGGAGUGUGUACACGGCCGGUGUGUGUCUCCUGAUACCUGUCACUGCGAGCCAGGAUGGGGUGGCGUGGACUGCUCCAGUGGCUGUGACAGCGAGCACUGGGGCCCACACUGCAGUAACCGCUGCCAGUGUCAGAACGAGGCACUGUGUAAUCCCAUCACUGGAGCCUGUGUGUGCUCUGAAGGGUACAGAGGAUGGCGCUGUGAGGACUGGUGUGAUCCCGGGAGCUAUGGCAAAGCCUGUCAGCUGAGGUGUCAGUGUCAGAAUGGAGCAACAUGUGACCACAGGACUGGCGAGUGCCACUGUGCCCCUGGAUACACUGGGGCUUUCUGUGAAGAGCUGUGUCCACCUGGAAGUCACGGAGCACUGUGUGAGCUGCGCUGUCCAUGCCAAAAUGGAGGUGUAUGUCACCAUGUGACCGGCGAGUGUUCCUGUCCAGCAGGGUGGACGGGUUCUGUCUGUGCCCAGCCAUGCCCCUCAGGGAAAUAUGGAGUAAACUGCAGCCAGGAAUGCCAGUGUCACAAUGGAGGACAGUGUGACCCUGUGACUGGAAGGUGCCAGUGUGCGGCAGGAUACACUGGAGAGAGGUGCCAGGAGGAGUGCCCUGUUGGUACGUACGGUUACCAGUGUGCAGAGAGAUGUGACUGCCAAAAUGGAGCCAAGUGUUACCACAUCAAUGGGGCAUGCUUGUGCGAGCCAGGCUUUAAGGGCAUCCUUUGUGAGGAGCGUGUGUGCGCAGAGGGGUUGUAUGGCCUCAAAUGUAACAAGAACUGCCCAUGUAACCUGACCAACACCCGUGGCUGCCACCCGCUGUCUGGGGAGUGCACCUGCAGGGCAGGUUGGAGUGGCCUGUACUGCGAGGAACCCUGCCGCCCUGGGUUCUAUGGGGAGGGCUGCCAACAGAUGUGCGCCUGUCACAAUGGGGCGGACUGUGACAGUAUGACAGGGAGGUGUCUCUGUGCUCCUGGAUUCACGGGUCAAGAUUGUUCUGUCCUGUGUUCUCAUGGAACUUAUGGAACUGACUGCUUGUCACUGUGUAACUGCAAGAACGGUGCAGCCUGCUCCCCUGUGGAUGGGUCCUGUAUGUGCAGAGAAGGUUGGCAGGGGAUAGAUUGCUCCAUUCCCUGUUCGAGCGGCACGUGGGGUCUGAGCUGCAAUCAGAGCUGUCACUGUCUGAAUGAUGCUUCCUGCAGCCCAGUGGAUGGCAGCUGCAUGUGUGCCGCUGGCUGGAUAGGUGACAUCUGUGACCAGCCAUGUGAGGAGGGAAUGCAUGGACUAGACUGUGCUGAACAUUGUGACUGCAGCCAUGCCUUGGGGUGUGACCCAGUCACCGGGCAUUGCCAUUGUCUGGCAGGAUGGACAGGUAUUCACUGUGACAACGUCUGUGCUCAGGGCCGCUGGGGACCCAACUGCUCCCUCUCAUGUCACUGUGAGAAUGGGGGGUCAUGCUCACCUGAGGAUGGGAGCUGUGAGUGUGCACCAGGAUAUCGGGGAACCCUGUGCCAGAGAAUUUGUUCUUCCGGAUCCUUUGGACACCGCUGCAGCCAGACAUGUCCCCAGUGUGCUCACUCUAGCGGCCCAUGUCAUCACAUAUCCGGCCACUGUGACUGCCUGCCAGGAUUCUAUGGCCCCCUCUGUAACCAAGUGUGCCCAAGUGGGAGAUUUGGAAGGAGCUGUGCGGAGGUCUGUGCAUGCAGCAACAAUGCAACCUGCAACCCCAUUGAUGGAUUGUGCCAAUGCUACCCCGGCUGGAUAGGCAGCGACUGCUCUGAUGAAUGUCCCUCUGGUCUAUGGGGUCCGGAUUGUAUCCACACAUGUAACUGCCACAAUGAUGCUGAGUGCAGCACAUAUGACGGAGAGUGUAAAUGCACGGCUGGCUGGACGGGGCUGUACUGCACUCAAAGAUGCCCAUCAGCCUUUUAUGGAAAGGACUGUGCCAAUGUCUGUCAAUGCCAUAAUGGAGCCGACUGUGACCACAUCACUGGGCAGUGCACAUGUAGAACAGGAUUCACAGGCAAACACUGCGAACAGAAAUGUCCGCCAGGAACAUUUGGGUACGGCUGCCGGCAGAUGUGCGAAUGUUUGAACAAUGCCACUUGCGAUCAUGUUACAGGGACCUGCUACUGCAACCCUGGAUUCAAGGGCAUCCGCUGUGACCAAGCUGCUCUGAUGAUGGAGGAACUGAAUCCUUACACUAAGAUCAGCCCGGCACACGGCUCUGAAAGGCAUUCUGCAGGGGCCAUCAUUGGGGUGAUUGUUCUCUUGCUGAUUAUCAUGACCCUGUUGGGGCUCUUUUUGUGGUACCGGCAGAGACAGAAGGACAAGGAUCAUGACAUGCCCAACGUUUCUUACACUCCGGCCAUGCGCAUGACCAGUACAGACUACUCUCUCUCAGGUGCCAGUGGGAUGGACAGACGUCAGAACACAUACAUAAUGGAAAAUGGCUUCAAAGGGCAAGGUUGUCGGCAAGCCCAGAGUUUACGUCAAGACAGAGCUGUCGGCAAGCCCAAUUGUAUGAAAGAGUCAGGGUGCAGUUCCAGCACCUGCUCACUGAGCAGCAGUGAGAACCCUUAUGCCACCAUUACAGACCCCCCCGCGCAGCACUCCAAACACUCAGAGAACAGCUACGUGGAAAUGACAUCACCUGUCCAUACAGAUGCCCCAUACUCAGAUAUGCCACCCUCAUCCAAAGCUAACAAAAAUGUGUAUGACGUGGAGCCGACACUCACCCUGCUCCAGGACGCCGAACACCAGAUCCCCAACUACAUGCAGAACCCAUAUGACUUGCCACGGAACAGCCACAUCCCCAGCCACUACGACCUGCUCCCCGUCCGGCACAGCCCCCUGCAUGGAACAUACUGGGAUAAGCAGAUGGAUAAGCAGUCUUUAUAGAAGUGUGAGGACAGCGAGAACUAACACAUUCUGCAAUAUGCCCAUUCUGUGGGGGGGCUGGCACCACUGGACACAUGCAUGAUGUCAUUAGGAGAACUUUCUUACACAAAUAGGAUGUAUCUAUAGAACAAGUCGCUGUGUAUGUGUGUAUAUAUACACCAGAUACCACCCAUCCUUCUAAGAGUACACAUGUGAAGACUAAUCCAGGCGAUGUCACAGGGAUAGUGAGCUCUUGAAAUUGCAGUUUACACACGACAGAUAUUAUGUAAAUACAUGUAUAUAGUGCAGCUUUCUCUAAAUAACUGUAUAUAUGUCAUUCCCCUGUCAGUCAGCGUGUAGAGGGAAAUGCUGAAUGUGUUCAUGGAUUGAUGGUAAAUACAGCAUUGCUUAAAUAUUCAUUAAGAUGAGCCAUAUUCUAGCACUGACCCAGAGGAAGCCUGCACACGUGCUAUAGCUGACUACUCCUGGGCAAGGUACGUGUCAGAAAACCCUUGUAGUAUUGCCUCUGGUCCAUGUGCGUUCAGUUAGACAGCUGUGUUCUAGUCAGGUGCAGUUAUUACCAACAUAUGAGCUAUAUGCAGACAGGUGUAGUGCUGGGCACUUGCUCUGCUUGGAAAACACAUCAUUAUUGUAAGACCUAACUAUGAGGGAAGAUAAGUGAUCGAGGAUCAGGGACUCAUGUGAGCCACAGUGACAGCUUCUAGACAACCUCCUGCGCUAACUCACCUCUCUGACACAAAGCAGACCAAACUGACAGAUUGCAGAGAGAACGGAUCUACUUAUUUACUGAAAAUAAAAACAGGCUUUUUAUUCUU